GAAAAAGAUAAAAUAAUCUUGUAUUGUAAGACAAAACAAAUAUUUUUCAAUAUUUUUAAGCAUGAAUAUUACAAGAACAAAUUUGUGUCCUCUGUUGAGAUUUGUAUAUUACAUAUGUAGAUAAGUUUAUGACUCAAGCUGAGCGUCAGUACCGCUAUGGUUAAAUGUUAGAGGCAUAGGGAAGUAAGCAAAUGUCUUGUGACUGAAGUGUGAGAUACCGAGCAUUAUGAAGACUUUCUCCAAUAAAGCGAGCUCGAACGUCGACUACGUACACACGAAUAUACCGUCAUUGAAGAAAAGUACCGGUGCAAACGUAAUCUAUGAACGUCCUCAUUGCCACACGAUCGUUUUUUUCGAAGUCCAACUAACAUGUUUGGCAGAUUAUUAUUAUCACAAGAUGGAAAACACGUGGGCAUUUUAACAACUGUGUGUAAAUAGUAAACAAUAAUGAAAUAAGUGUACAUGUAAUAACCCUCGUGUUUUUGAUACCUGAGUUUUUUUCAUUCUUCAAUUAACAUUUUCCCCACAUUUUGCUUCCUGCGCUCAAUAAUAGUAAACAAAGUGUAGAAGUGGAUUAAAUAUUUCUAGAUAUCAUUAAACAGGGUAAAAAUUAUAUAUGUACAUAUAUAUCCUGAAGUUAUGAAUAAUUAUGAAAUUAUUGAAAUCAAGAGAAAAUCUACUUAGAAAACAAUUUCAAUCCAGAGGCACAGAAUAAUGUGUAUCUUAAACAAAGCUACACAAAAAUUCUUUUAUAAGAGUUAUAACAUACACAUAUUAAAUUACAAGUUAAAUAGAAGCUUUUAAACCUUCUGUCAUUUAGUAAGACAGCAAGUGACAUGUCCUCUAACAUAUGUAUGUGGUUAUGUUAACCAAGUUCUUAUAAAAUGUCAGUUGCCUCCUGUUCGAAAACUAGGAGAAUGGAUACUAUAAGUAGCCAAGAGGAAACGAUAUAUGAAAAAUGGGAACGUUUUCAUAAUUGGGUACAUUGUAUAUGUAUUGUUACUUUUGAUCUUGAAUUAGGCCAAGCUAUAGAGGCUAUAUAUCCGUCUCAUAUCAAACUAUCUGAACAAGAGAGAUCUAACAUUUGUUAUCUUGCUUUUCCUGAUUCUAACUCUGGUUGUAUGGGAGAUACACAAUAUCAUGUCAGAAUAAGACAGAGCGGAGCAAUUCUUCAGGAAACUAAAGCCUUAAAAGAAUAUGACAGGAGAUCACCUCCAUUUUUACAAUGUGAUAGAGAUUAUUACUGGGGUUAUGUAUACUUCCGUCAAGUGAAAGACAAGUCUCUUCCAAGAGGAUAUUUUCAAAAGAGUAUUGUUAUAAUUACAAAACUGCCAUUUGUGAAUCUCUUUGGUGAAUUGUGUGCUUUAAUAGCACCUGAAUUUUUUGAAAUGGGCAAUAAAGUGAUGGAAGCUAUUGUAACAGAAAUUGAUCGAUGGCCUUCUCCAACACCUGGUCAAAUAGUGCAUCUACCACUUUUAGGUGUUUUGUUUCAGACAUAUAUUCCAAAUCAAAACUACAAAGCAACUGCACCUACGAUUGCUGCCAUGGAUCAUGCGCCAAAUUUUCAUGAAACGCGAAGACUAAUUUUAACAUCUGCCUAUGAAGGAGAUAUGUUUAGAAGUUUAGCCAGUGUUGUAAGUUAUGUACAUUUAUUAUGGGAAUUAGUAUUACUUAGUGAACCAAUUGUUGUUAUGGCUGGUUCACCUACUGGUUGCUCCGAAAUGGUCCAAGCACUUAUUGCAAUGAUUGCACCAUUAAAAUAUUGCGCUGAUCAUCGACCUUAUUUUACAAUCCAUGAUUCUGAAUUUAAAGAAUAUACUACAGAUGCCCCAACACCUCCUGCUGUAAUAUUAGGUGUAACUAAUCCAUUUUUUGCCAAAACUCUACAGCAUUGGCCUCAUAUUAUAAGAAUAAGUAAUGGAACUAAUAAUGAAAAUCAAAGAUACAAAAUAAAAAAAUCAGAGAAUCUUAAAAUAUUAGAUUCAAAACCAGGAGUUUAUACUCAGUAUAAACCUUUCCUCCACAAGGAUAAAACUAUAUUGAAAAAAUUAUUUAGAGGUAUUCAAACAAAGAGGCCAGGAGAAGUACAAACAGCUCUUUUAAAACGUCAUUUGAUAGAAUUAACUGAGAGUUUUAUGAUACCUCUUGAAAGAUAUAUUGCAAGUCUUAUGCCAUUACAGAAAGACAUAUCACCUUUUAAAGCUACUCCUAUACCUGAAUUAUUUAAUCCAGACGAUUUCCUAGCAACUUUAAGCAGUGCUGGACCACAAUUAACAACAGGCAUAAAAGGAGAUUGGGUAGGAUUGUAUCGACGAUUUUUUCGUUCACCUAACUUCUCCGGUUGGUUUUAUACUAGACAUACAGAGUUAUCACAAAAGUUAGAAGUCAUACAACUUGAGGCAUUAUCGCAAGCGGAUCUAAAAACCUGGGUGCAAGGAAAACAAGAGGUAGAAUUGGUAGAUAUGAUUCUUAGAAUUCGGCAGAAAUUAGAAAAGACUUAUAUUGAUGAAGUACCUAUAGAUAAUUCUGUGAGAGUAAAGCUUCAAGAAAGAAUAAACGACAUUACGCAUACAUUGCCAGAUGAUUUAAAAGACAUUUUAAAAUACGAAUCUUGACAUUACGAUUAUUGUAUUAAUUUUAAAACUCGUUAAAUGGUAUUGCCAUUUGAAAACAAUUUAAAAUUACCAGCUUGUGAUGGAGAGGAAAUUAGAUAGAAAAUAUUUGCAAGAAUUGCUCUCUAUUGUUAAAUAAUAAAUGAUUCACUCGAAUUGAAAAAAAAUAGCAAUUAAAAUAUGUAAAACAUAAAAGGCAUAAAACUGUAGAAAAAUAACUGUGUUGAUGUACUUUGGAAAAAGUCAUUCAUUUUUACUUGUAAUUUCAUUUUUUAUUCAAAUGAUUAAAUACUCCAAUGUGGAUACUAUAGGACCACAUAUUUUUUUUACAUGUAACAUGAAACGUGAUACACAAGUCAAUAAUGGUGCGUGAAAUAUUUCAUAGGUGCAACAAAAGACUUAUGAACUCUCGUUAGUAUUCCUAUAUUGAUGAUACUUCUUUUCUAUAAAUAAGUAUGUUUUUAAUAUUUUAUAAUUUAUGCAUAUGUUCUAUAGAACAAUUAUAAUUAAGUUUUCCUCUAACAUCGUUCAUUUAAAUAAUUUUUAAUGAUUUUGGACUUCUUUGAAUGUCCAAAACAUAUAUUUUUUAUUCCUAAAGUUAUUAUAAAUGUAACAGAAGAAAGAGAGUAAUUGCUACAUGUAUAUAUGCGUUUAAUUUGAGAUCUGUA
This is a messenger RNA of Heterotrigona itama, 3280 nucleotides long. NCBI's taxonomy places the organism in Eukaryota, Metazoa, Arthropoda, Insecta, Hymenoptera, Apidae. The record is from the annotation of a GenBank genome assembly.